GCCGUCUCAUACCGGCGAACCAAAUCCAGCGUCCGCAGAAAACACACUCCCAUCCCAUAGUUUCCACUCCACUUCGAUCCUAUCCUCCCUCAACUACUCAACCAAGAACCUUUCCCCCCUUCCAAGUUACUCGAGGAAUCCAUGUGCGGCGGCGCAAUCAUCUUCGACUACAUCCCGGCGGCGCGGCGCCGGCUGUCAUCCGCCGCCGACUUCUGGCCUGGAUCCGACGCCGACGCCGAGGACUCUCACGCCUCGCUCACCCCUGCCCCUGAGAGAGCGCCGCGCGCGAAGAAGGCGAAGCGUGGCCGCAAGAACCAGUACCGCGGCAUCCGGCAGCGGCCGUGGGGCAAGUGGGCGGCGGAGAUCCGCGACCCCGUGAAGGGCGUCCGCGUCUGGCUCGGCACCUACCCGACCGCCGAGGCCGCCGCGCGCGCGUACGACCGCGCCGCCAGGCGCAUCAGGGGCGCCAAAGCCAAGGUCAACUUCCCCAACGACACCUCCUCCAGCGUCACCGCCGUGCCGACGACGGCCGCCGGAGCAGCAGCAGCACAGGCCCCGGCCGUUCUCCCGGCGCCCAAGGUGGAGGCGCAGGCGCAGGUGUCCGACGAGGUCAAGGAGCUGUCGGAGGAGCUGAUGGCCUACGAGAACUACAUGAACUUCCUCGGCAUCCCCUACAUGGAGGGCGGGAAUGCAGCUGCAGGUGCCACCACCGCCGCCGCCGCCGCCACCGUCGCCGAAGAAGCGCAGGUGCCGGCGGCGCCAGCCGGGCUGUGGAGCUUCGAGGACUACUACUACCCGCCGUCACUGUCGCUCUUCACUGAAUAAUGAACGCGGUUUUUACCGUGCCUGUUUUGUUAACUCUUUUGUAAAAAGAUUUUCCUGCUCGUCCUAGUCGCUGUAAAUGUGACAGACUGAGCAUCAAUCGAGCUCCUCCUGUCUUGUGUUUUGUUGAACUCGAUCCCAUUGUUUCGUUUCUGUGACUGUACCCUGUGUUUCUGUAACUCGCAAGUUGAGGCAGGCAUGUAAUCAAGAUUUGCAGUUUAACUCUGAUCUUUGCUUCUCAGCAGCUCGCUGCAGAGGAA
Sorghum bicolor (sorghum) is the source of this 1082-nucleotide messenger RNA. RefSeq names its product ethylene-responsive transcription factor ERF071. Gene Ontology annotation, biological process: ethylene-activated signaling pathway; regulation of DNA-templated transcription. The transcript is spliced from 2 exons. Gene Ontology annotation, molecular function: DNA binding; DNA-binding transcription factor activity. Bases 142 to 825 code for a protein of 227 amino acids. NCBI's taxonomy places the organism in Eukaryota, Viridiplantae, Streptophyta, Magnoliopsida, Poales, Poaceae. The record is from RefSeq and is a predicted model, not a curated record.